CAGAGAGGAGCGCGCACCGCUCAUCGCGCAGGGUUGCGCACGGGUGGACGUAUCUGAGACGGCAGCGAAGCGAAGGGCCGAUUAAUAAACCGAUAGCAUGAUGCUGUGAAAAGCCUGAGCGCUAAUUUACGGCGAAGCGUCAGAGCAGCUGGAUAAAAAACAAACGCUGAAGAUGAGUGUGAUUCAAGCUGGACACGAAGGGAGGAUGGAGAGCGGUGGUGGCGCCUCCCCGAGGCUCCAGCACUGCGUUCAGCCCCACAGCAGCAGCCGGACCAAAGAUCCUAGACAUCAGCUCCAGCGGCAGAGGCAUCAUGGAGGCUCGAUGCUGAAACAGCCACCUCAAAACGAGCCAGCUGACGCUGUGAGGCGCGCGCUGGACUUUAAGAGCCAGGGCACCCAGUGCUACAAGGACAAGAAAUACCGGGAUGCGAUCGGCAAGUAUCACCGCGCUCUGCUGGAGAUCAAGGGGUUGUGCAGGGUGCUGGGGGAACCGGACUCCAGCUCCAAGACAUCGUCCUCCCUCCUGCCGACCAUCAGCAAGUCCACCACGCUGACAGACGAGCAGAAGGGAGCCAUGGAGAAUGCGGAGCUGGAAUGUUACAACAGCCUGGCCGCUUGCCUGUUGCAAAUGGAGCUGGUGAAUUAUGAGCGAGUGAAGGAAUAUUGUCUGAAAGUCCUUUUAAAGGAGGGGAAAAACUUCAAAGCUCUUUACCGAUCAGGAGUGGCCUAUUACCACCUUGGAGACUUCCAGAAAGCCCUGCACUACCUGAAGGAGUCUCACAAGCAGGAGCCAUCAGACACUAAUGCCAUCCGCUACAUCCAGCUAACAGAGAUGAAGAUUCGCCGGAACGCCCAACGGGAAAAGAAAGAGGCGACCUAAGCGCUAGCUGCCGGAUGACUUCCCACCAGUCACGAGUCUCAGCCCUACUGUGCGCCACCCAGACCUUAAACACCACAAGUCAGAGGUCUCAGUUGUGGAGCAAUCUUCGUUUGCUUUUGCCUUGCACCGCAUAUGGUUGCUAGUUAUGUUAUUGACAUGUGUUAUUGUGUAUUUGGAGUGUUAUACUUUGGUUUUCUUUGAAAAAGAAGUUGCACCAGAUAGUGAUUUUCUCCCUAUAAACUGCCAAAGGCAUGUUUCAUUACAAACGGAUGCACUUCUCGUCCGAUGAUUGCACAUACAGGCCAACGCUUGUGACAAAGACGAGAGAGACUAAGUCCACAGCGCAGCACGUCUGCAGGCGAGUGUCACUAGAAACAAACACCUGCCUUUUGCACAAGGUGUGUUUUAAAUGCCUUUACGUGAGUAACAACCACCUACACCCCCGUCACCUGAUUUUCAGAUCCUUUCAUCUGUCACAAUGUUUUAUAUUCUUGGCCACAUCCGACGUAAAGGUGCUUUCAGAACACGAGUAUAUCAAGAGCACAUGGUUGCAGUUUACUGUAUGAGCUCAAUAAACAUAUCACAAAAUGUAAAUAGGCGACUUUCAAAAAUCACGUUGAAACUAUAAUGCAAAGCCGUGUGUGUGUGGUUAUUAAUGCCAAAACAAAGCACUCCAUUCUCGGCAUUUGUUGUAUCUUCAGAUUCCUGUGUGUACGGUAAAAGAAUACGUGAAUAAACUGUUUACUGACUGA
Messenger RNA from Nothobranchius furzeri (turquoise killifish), 1632 nucleotides. Its product is annotated as tetratricopeptide repeat protein 9A. Gene Ontology annotation, molecular function: protein binding. The record is from RefSeq and is a predicted model, not a curated record. Lineage: Eukaryota; Metazoa; Chordata; Actinopteri; Cyprinodontiformes; Nothobranchiidae.